Messenger RNA from Cydia pomonella (codling moth), 2396 nucleotides. Its product is annotated as leucine-rich repeat-containing protein 4B-like. The coding region runs from base 253 to 1152 and encodes 299 amino acids. The transcript is spliced from 2 exons. Gene Ontology annotation, cellular component: extracellular matrix. Lineage: Eukaryota; Metazoa; Arthropoda; Insecta; Lepidoptera; Tortricidae. Gene Ontology annotation, molecular function: protein binding. The record is from RefSeq and is a predicted model, not a curated record.
CCGAAAUCGGAUAGAGUGGAUUUAAUUGGCGCUUAACUCAGAAAAUUCACUCCCUUUUAGUCUCUCAAGUUUAGUACUAUUUUUCAAAGAUAUCGCGCGACGCUCCAGUAAAGUAUCGCUUGUCAAGCGACUAAAAUUUAGAACAAUUUAAGUAAAUCUCCUUAAUAUAGUACCUAUCUUCUUUUAUAAUUUGUUUUGUAUUUUUAUGUUCGACCUACCAUUUCAAAAAGUGGUUUUGCAACGACGACCGCAAUGUUUACUAAUUCGGCUGCGGUACACGCCGCGUUAGCGUUGCUGCUGCCGCUGGCCGCACUGUUGCCAGCCUUCGCGGUCGCUGAUGGCGUCACCACAGAGCUGUGCAAAGCGCGCUUCUCCGACUUCGACGACAAGCGAAUCCGGCGUUAUCCCGUGGACGAGGAUGCCACUUACUUAAACAUGCAUCACUGCGGUCUCACCGAUGUCGAAAUCUUCCUUGACGACUUUGAAAACCUUCCAAAUGUAGAUGAAAUUCAUUUAUUUGCAAAUAACAUUGAACACAUAAACCUAGCUAUAUUGCACUCCGUUCCUACAUUAACUAAACUGUUUUUACAUAUUAACAAGAUUAGAGAGUUGCCCAUCUUUGACCAGCGAUCUUGCCCCAAACUGACCGAGCUAAUACUUGGUGAUAAUCUAGUUACCGAACUAAACAACGCUAUGACGUUUUCUGCUUGCGUUAAGUUACAAAAGAUAUACUUAUCUCGCAAUAAAAUCGACUACAUUCACCCCGAUAUAUUUGCAUCUCUGCCUGAAUUGAGAAAAUUGUAUUUAAGUGGUAAUAAAAUUAGGUAUAUAACAAACAAAUUAUUCGAAAGAAAUGUAAUGCUUCAAAAUCUACAAAUAGAUAAUAAUAGAUUAACUUUCUUACCAGAGGGUUUCGUGACCAAUCUUAAAAAAACAGGGGUGAAUCUUAAACAUUUCUACUUCUACGAUAACCCGUGGCAUUGUGCCUGCCUUGUCAAGCUUUUGGUGGAAGUGAACAGAGAAGGUGUGCCGUAUUAUAAACGUGAUCCGUUCUAUCCUAAAGCUAUUUUAGACACCAAAAUUAUGCAUUAUAACGGAACACGACCAGAAUGCAUGCAUAGCCAGCAAAAAAGUUGUGUAUGCCCUAAUUAACUGACUACCCAUCGUGAAAUUAUCCUAAUAAUCAUGAGAAUUUUUAAGACAAAAUAACAAAAUUUUGAGUAGAUAAGUAUUUCAAAUAUUUCACCGAUAACAGUACAGCGGUGUCACGCACACGAAUUCGAGCCAAUCGUGCAGUCUAACGUCGCAACAUGAUUGGUUGAUGAGUUCGUACCAAGUACGCGAUUGGUCGCAACUAGUUGCGUUAGACUGCACGAUUGGCUCGAAUUCGUGAAUGACACCACUGAACUAGCACCAUUCUUAGUGCUCGCAAGGCCCAUCCUUAGAUCUAUGUCAAUGUUUUUGGGUCACUGAGCCAGUGUAAAAAAGUACUAAAAAUCAAAACAAAUUAUUUACCGUAAAACUACCCAACUCUAGUCCAAUACUGCAACUAUGGUCCACAAGUUCAAAAGGAAAUUAAGUAUAUAUACCAAUGUUCCUUUUGGUUUACUCCUAGUUUUACCUUCCAUUUACAAACAUACUUUGCCUUAGAAAUAUAAAAAUAUAGUAAAAUACACACCUGAACGAGAAAAAUUGAGUUUAUUUGUGGACCAUAGUUGGGAGCUUUGGACUAUAGUUGGGUGGUUUUACGGUACAAGUUUUUAUUUACUUUCACCUGACCGUUGUCUGUUUGUAAUCAAAUCUUGCAAGUUAAAUUUGACCCACUUCCCGGUUUCCGAUGAAGCUGAAAAUUUGCAUACAUAUUUAAGUCGGGUGACAAUGCAAUAUUAUGGUACCAUCGAGAUGAUCUGAUGAUGGAGACAGGAGGUGGCCAUAGGAACUCUGUGAUAAAACAGCGUAACCUAAUUGUGUUUGGGAUUUUUAGAAUUGUCUCGAUGAGUAUUAGUUACUUGUGGAAAGAAAAGUACAGUCAGCGAUAAAAGCUUGUACCAAAAUGAAAUUUUUGCCAAAAAGCUAUUUUUAUGGUGUUGUUUUCGGCCAGGAGUUUUUGAAAAAUUGUAGCGCUUUUUUAGAUCACAAUUUGGUUGCCAAAAAUUUAAAUAGCAAUCUUGAGGCCCAUCUCUAGACACUUUUUUCCUGAAAAGAAAAUACAAGUACCUUAAAAUGGGGUGAGUAGGGACAGAACUGAAACUGACAUUCAAACCUCGAUAAAACUUUAUUUAUUAUAUAUUUAUUUCGAGUAACAUGACUAUACAAUUUGUAGAAUACACUAUAAAACUUAAAACCUAAAUCUAAAAAUAAAUAAUACUAAACUUAAAAUAAAAUACUAAAAAAUA